Messenger RNA from Fusarium vanettenii 77-13-4, 478 nucleotides. RefSeq names its product 60S ribosomal protein L39. The record is from RefSeq and is a predicted model, not a curated record. Lineage: Eukaryota; Fungi; Ascomycota; Sordariomycetes; Hypocreales; Nectriaceae. Gene Ontology annotation, biological process: translation. The transcript is spliced from 3 exons. The coding region runs from base 64 to 219 and encodes 51 amino acids. Gene Ontology annotation, cellular component: ribosome; cytosolic large ribosomal subunit. Gene Ontology annotation, molecular function: structural constituent of ribosome.
GUCUCAACUCCUCGCAAAUCGAUUCACCACCCAACGACCGACUCGAUCAUCAACGCCGUCAAGAUGCCGAGCCACAAGUCUUUCCGUACCAAGCAGAAGCUUGCCAAGGCCCAGAAGCAGAACCGCCCUGUGCCUCAGUGGAUUCGCCUCCGAACUGGCAACACCAUCCGCUACAACGCUAAGCGAAGGCACUGGCGCAAGACCCGCAUCGGCAUCUAAAUUGCUCUUGUGCAAUUUUGUCGUCCACUUCCGAGCCUGUGCAUCGACACCCGACUACUUCUUCUUGGGCAUGGCAUCACGAUGAUGUGAAACGGGAAAGGGGAGGGAGAGAACUUUCGUCACGGCGUGAAAUGGGGGUUGUUGCGUGCUCAGCGCACGGGGGGAUGGGCCGGUUGCCUGGUUUGUCGAUUCUUGCGGUUACUGCAUGUCACACGGACGGUCAUAGGGAAAAAGGAAAUGCAAAGACUUUUGAUGCCCC